This is a messenger RNA of Tachysurus vachellii, 4475 nucleotides long. It is a transcript of the gene tbcela, whose product is annotated as tubulin folding cofactor E-like a. Lineage: Eukaryota; Metazoa; Chordata; Actinopteri; Siluriformes; Bagridae. The record is from RefSeq and is a predicted model, not a curated record. The transcript has 9 exons. Gene Ontology annotation, biological process: protein folding. Gene Ontology annotation, molecular function: alpha-tubulin binding. The coding region runs from base 261 to 1547 and encodes 428 amino acids.
GUCACUUCCUGUACAGGUGUCUCGUUGUAACGGCUGAAACAUCCACAACAAGAGCAAAGCGGAACGUUUCAGCGAUUACAGAGUUUCCACAGUCCCUCCACUUAAAUCUAAUUGCGCUGUUUAAAUACAGUGAGCAGAGUGGCUUUUCAGGAAACAAGCACACCUUCGCGAGUGGCCCGCCACUUCAGCUUGUUACAGAUUUGUAGACGUGCAAAUUACACCAGCAGAGCAGCGGUUGGCAGGGAGUGUUGGACAGGGCCAUGGAGGCACCUGAGGGGGAAGGCCGCACAUUUAUGCAGGUGAUCAGUGAGAAAUACAGCCCUGAGAACUUCCCCUACCGCCGGGGCCCUGGCAUGGGGGUGGUUGUACCGUCAGGCCAUCAGGGAUCCCCUAUGAAAGACCGACUGAACCUGCCCAGUGUGCUGGUCCUGAAUGGCUGUGGAAUUAGCCAUGCAGGGGAUGAAGGAGAGAUUGCAGCUUUUUGUGCUCAUGUGGUUGAACUGGACUUAUCUCAUAACAAACUCCAAGACUGGCAUGAGAUCAGUAAGAUUGUUAUGAGCAUUCCAAACCUGGACUUCCUAAACCUUAGCUCAAACCCUCUGAGUGACACAGUGCUGGAUCCGGAUUUGGCUGAGGCUUUCUCUAGAGUGCGCCGUCUCGUCCUCAACAACACUCGGGUUUCUUGGGAUGUUGUUCACGCCUUUACACGCGAGAUGCCUGAAUUGGAAGAGCUGUUCCUGUGCCUUAAUGAGUACAGCACUGUGAAGGUGUCUGCGUCUCCAUGUCCUUCCCUGCGGCUGCUGCACAUUACAGACAACAGUCUGGAGGACUGGGGCGAGGUGCGCAAGUUUGGCAUCAUGUUUCCCUCGCUCAGCACACUCGUCUUGGCUAACAACAACCUGAACUCCAUUCUUGACUCUGAGGACAAUCUUCGCCGACUCUUUCCUAACUUGCGUAGCAUCAAUCUGCACAACUCGGGUCUGAAUCAAUGGGAAGACAUUGAGAAGUUAAAUGUUCUGCCCAAACUGGAUGAGGUGCGAUUGCAAGGCAUUCCUCUGCUGCAGUCCUACACUAACACAGAGAGGCGCAGUCUCAUGAUAGCUCAAUUGCCUUCAGUGGGCUGCCUCAACGGAAGCAUCGUUACAGAGGGAGAGCGCGAGGAUGCUGAGAGGUUCUUCAUCCGUUACUAUCGGGAUUACUCUGAAGAGGAGCUGCCUCAGAGGUACCACUAUUUGGUAGCUAAGUAUGGGAAAUUGGCACCGUUGGCUGAGAUUGACCUGCGGCCACGCUGCCAUGCUAAGGUGGAAGUGCACUGUGAGGACCGGGUAGAGCAGGUGAACAUCAGGCUGGACCAGACCGUGGCUGAGCUGAAAAAACAGCUGAAAACUGUGGUGAGACUCUCAGCCAGUAACAUGCGUCUUUACUACAUUGACAAGGACCUGCACUCAGCUUUUGGGCCGGAAGAGAUGAAGUAUAGCACAAGGGCCUUGCAUUCCUACAGUAUUCGGGAUGGGGACGAGCUCCUGGUGGUGCCCAAGACCAAAUGACUGACUGGCACAAGAACCAAGACAAAACUGUGCUGGAAUCUUUUGUGUUCAUGCUAACACUACAUAGAUUUCACACUGUGUAACUGAGACAGGAUUCCAGAAAUAAUAUUAAAAAAAAAAGAAAUUCUAGGCUUAAGUUCUAUCUAUCUAUCUAUCUAUCUAUCUAUCUAUCUAUCUAUCUAUCUAUCUAUCUAUCUAUCUAUCUAUCUAUCUAUCUAUCUAUCUAUCUAUCUAUCUAUCUAUCUAUCUAUCUAUCUAUCUAUCUAUCUAUCUAUCUAUCUAUCUCGCUCUCUCUAUCUCUAUCUCUGUAGGCAGAUUGCCUUGGAUUUCAGAGACAUUACUUUGUGUUUUAAAGGGCAUCUUGCAGCUCACAUUGCAGUCCAGUGUGCGCGACGCUGCGCUUGUUGCCAUGCCGUACAUAUGGCUUUCUUUUUAUGUUGCCUUUGACCAUGAAUGAGGUUUGCUCUUAACUGUCAGUUAAUGCCUGUUUCUUUAAAAGGAAAGCACAAAGAGCUUUGCUAGUUCAAUAAGUGCGUCCUGUGAAACCUGACAAUCAUCAGCCACCAGUUAUAUCAUGGGAGGGUGUCACAUCCUGCGAAUGUUAUACAGAGCAAACAGUGGAUUUGUAGAUGGUAUAUGUGUAGUGUAACUCAGGCCAUACCGUUUAAUAUUAAUUUAUAAUCUGACAGUAUAAUAACGACGGACAUCCUGUAGAGAAAUGAAGGUUUCUGUUUAUCUGCUUAUUUUGUAACGUUUGGUCCAUGCAUGAAUACACUACAAGUUAUUGUCUACCCUUAUAGUUUUCUGAAUUAAUUCAGAUUAAUCCUUAAGUCAGUCAGUGAUCUGUUCAUAUUUUUUUUUUUAUAUAUAUAUAAAGAGAAGCCGAAAUGGGUCAGUGACCAACCACCUUCUGUUUGGAUUUUUUAUUUAUUUUUUUUUUUUUAUAGUUUCACUCAUAGUAUAGUCAUAUUUACUCAUUUUAAUUCAAAGAAAUAUGCAACUCUGCAGACAUUAUAAAACAAAAGAAGUACAUCUGAACUGUUUAGAAAAAGCGUAGGGUUGUAGCAUACUGUAUGUAAUAACCUGAAUUAUAUGAAAUAUAUAUAUAUAUAUAUAUAUAUAUUUAUCCUACCUCCCAAAGUGCACUGAAACUGCGUUUUCCUUGCUGGUUUUUUUUUUUUAUCAUUUCACUAGAGUCUGGUUUACUUGAUUGGAAUUAAAGAUAAUGCUGCAGAAUAUAUAAAUAUAUAAGUAAAGUACACACAUGAUACAUAAAGCUGUGUGAGGUUUCAUAAAAUAUAUUUUUCAUUAAAAAAUAUUAAGUCUAUUUAAUCUCAUGUUGAACAGAAAAAAAAUGUUUGGUUAGGACUCAUUCAAGGUAUAACAGUGUUUGUCAUGGUUUUCUUAUUUUUCUACAGAACCUGACAAUUACAUUAAAACCUUGUCUACAUUCGGGUAGCAGAUUUCUAUUUAAAGUGCAGCGGACCUGUACUUUAGUAUUGUUCCCCAUAGAUAAGGGUGAAUUUUGCAGUUUAAUUUUUGGUUCCAGUGCAGCUCUUCUACAUUCCCUUCUUUUUUUUUUAAUUGCAGUUACUAAUCGCUACAGUACAUACAGUAGUAUUCUCCUUGGUGAGAAUAUAAAGAUUUCUUGUUUUUCUUGUAUAAAAUAUCACGCUUGAGGUUAUUAUGUUUAUGAUAUAACAAUCGUAAUCACAAAACACUGUGUCUAUAUUAUUGAUGACAGACACUGUUCUUGUGUCUAUGUAGUCAUUAGGCUGAACUGAAGUGAAGUGUUGGUGAAUCCAAGCUUAGAGGAUAACUAGAGGUCUAUGUGAUGACCUAAUCUUGGAAUUUUAGCUAGGCUUCCCAAUGAACAUGAAGCAUCGUGUUAGCUAAUUUUUUUUUUCCCCCAGAAUAGUAAGGAGUAAAUUCUCCAGAUCAUAUUUCAUAAAGUACUGUGUGUGGUCAUUUUCUAUAUCUUGUAGAUGGUAUAUAAUAGUAUUGCAGAGUAGUUAAUUAGAGAAAUAAUUAAACUUGGAAUUAAUCUGUAUAAUCACAUAAUCAUAACUGGAGAGAGAAUAAAAUCUAUUUGAUUUGUAGAAUAUUUCAUUAAGGGACUUGUCCAUGUAAAACAAGUUUCCCUGGGGUUUUUUUUUGUUUUUGUUUUUUAAGCGAGUACCUAGAGUGGAAUCUAUGCUUUUCAGAUUUAACCUACAGUAGUUCAGCUAUAAGUAAAGAGAUUUUUAAAUUUCAUAUAAAAUUGUACACACAUCUAUGUUGAAACCAGAAAUGAAGUAAACCACAUUCAUAAUGAAAGUCUUUACAGAUAGACAUCUAAACUAACAGGAGAUUUGUAAAACGAUCCAUUUUCAAGUGGUAAUAUAACGGAUAAUACGAAAGAUGCUAUUGUGUUGAUUUUGGUCAUUGCACUUUAAUGGUAUUCAGUUAUUGUCAUGCAUUAUUUAUUUGCAUUAAUGGGAAUCAUUUGUAAAAAAUCUUUCUUUAUUUUGUUACAGUUGUUUUGUAGAUGAUUAAUAUUGUCUAAUUUAAUGCCACUUAUUUUGUCAAUAUUUUAAAAUCUUGCAUUGAUUAUUAAAAGGGAAUUUCCUUAACCGCUUUAAGUUCAUGAUGAAUGUAUAUUGUGAAAGCUUCCUAACAGUAUAUCGCAACACAAUAGACUUAAUUUAUUCCCAUCUAUUGAAUGCAUUUAUUCUCUAUUAACACAAGCUCUGAAACUCCAACUAAGUGAUUUUUCAAUUCAAAUGUGACUGGUUUGUAUUUGCUCCCACCAUUCUUCAAUUCCCAUGCAUGUUAACUAAUCUGCUGUUGCUUAAAUAAGUUCUCUUUGCGUUAAGUUGCCCGUGAUUUUCUGGAUGAUGAGAGAAAUUCCACUAAGGUUGAAGGGAAAUAAAUGACAUUUCUGAGUGA